This is a messenger RNA of Penicillium nucicola, 447 nucleotides long. RefSeq names its product tautomerase family protein. The transcript has a single exon. The coding region runs from base 1 to 447 and encodes 148 amino acids. The record is from RefSeq and is a predicted model, not a curated record. Lineage: Eukaryota; Fungi; Ascomycota; Eurotiomycetes; Eurotiales; Aspergillaceae.
AUGCCUCUUUGGCAGAUUUUCCACCCAACCGGCACCUACGAGGAUCCAGCAUCCAAGCUGGCCUUUUCCGAAGACAUUACGAAAAUGUACACGGCCGUCGGCCUCCCAGCAUUCUACGUCGUCGUUCAAUUCAUCCCGCUUCCCAAGAGCGAUGUCUUGGUCGGAGGAAAAGUAAUGGCCGACAAGCCUUUUGUCCGCGUCGUCAUUACACAAAUCGCUAUUCGGCUCCCUAAUGAGGAUGCGAGCUACAAUAGAGUCACGGCGACCAUUGACAAGAUCUUGGGCCCUCAUGUUGCUGAAAAGGGGUAUGAUUGGGAAUAUCAUGUGGAUGAAACAGAGAGGAGAUUGUGGAAGAUCAAUGGGAUGAUUCCCCCGCCGUGGAAGAGUGAAGAAGAGAAGCUGUGGGUUGAGGAGAAUAAGGCUGUUCCGUAUGAAGGUGCAUAUUGA